Messenger RNA from Besnoitia besnoiti, 1209 nucleotides. Its product is annotated as NudC family protein. The coding region runs from base 1 to 1209 and encodes 402 amino acids. Gene Ontology annotation, cellular component: cytoplasm. Lineage: Eukaryota; Apicomplexa; Conoidasida; Eucoccidiorida; Sarcocystidae. Gene Ontology annotation, biological process: protein folding. The record is from RefSeq and is a predicted model, not a curated record. The transcript has 3 exons.
AUGGCAGGCACGGAUGGCGAAGCCCACCGCUGGGCACAAAUGCACGAGGAGCUGUUGCUGAACAUCGCGCGGCACCACCCAGAUAUUGAGAGUCUCUUGCAGACUUUUUUUGGAUUUCUGGAGCGCCGAACAGACUUUUUUCACGUGAUUGAAACUUCUGGAGGAUCGUCUGCCUCUGGUGCAGCCACAGUGGGGUUCCCCGAAGGUCGAGCCGAGGCCAUGGUCGGCCGAGCCUUCAAACAGGCGCAGCUGAACUACAGACGCCGCGCGCAGCCGCACCUUCUCGGCGAAGCGUCAGCACCCUUCACGCUGCAUCCUCAACGUACGGAGGCCUCAGCUUCUUCGGCACAAGCUCGGGCAACUGUCAGCUGCGCGGAGAGAGGAAGCGAAGCGACAGGGGCGCCUGCCGCAGCAGCUUUGGGGCCCGGAGGCGGUCCUGCAGCCGCAGGAGGCCCGCGAGAUGCGCAGACGAAAGACGCGCGCGAGCGUGAAGCGGAGGAGCACGCGCCGGGAUCGAAGGAAGAGAACGCGGCGCCGACGAGCCGCCCAUCGGGUCAAAAAGAGGCAGCGGGAGAAAGCUCCUCUUCGCCAGCGCAGGGUGGAAGAGGCAAAGAGCUCACGACGUGGAAUGGAGGGGUGUAUCGCAACUACAGAUGGACGCAGUCACUCUCAGACCUCACCGUCCAGGUGCCUCUUGACAAGACGAAAUACCGCUCCAAAAGGGACUUGAACAUCGCGAUGACGCCAACCAAGCUCAAGGUCACUCUCGCAGGUGAAGUCCUGCUGGACGGCGAGUGGGAAGAGCCUGUGAACGCACUCGAGUCCCUGUGGCAGGUUGAGGACGGUCCGUAUCUCUUGCUGUCCAUUGAGAAGGCGCGAGAGAACUGGUGGGCUUCGGUGCUCAAGGGCGAAGAGAAGAUCGACACAACCAAGGCAACUCCUGUUACCCGUUGCGUGGCUGUCCAGAUUGAGUCGGUCAAGCGCGUCGAGGACUUUGACGCCGCCACGCAGGCGCACAUCCGGAAGAUGAUGUUUGACCAACAGCAGAGGAUGCGCGGCGAGAAGACGUCCGAGGAGAUCGAGAGGGAAGAGCUGCUCAGGAAGGCCUGGGACGCGGAGGGAUCGCCUUUCAGCGGCACGCCCUUCGACCCGUCCGUCUUGAAUCUUCAGAGUGGUCUACCUCCGGACUUCAUGAGCAAAAACGACUAA